ACCCUAUAGUUCAUCUGAGCUGAGAGUGGAAGUUAAAAAAGUGAUGAAAUCUGUGUGUAAAUAUUCCGAAUUUUCUUGCAGUUUUAGACUAAAUAUUAAGCAUUAAAACAUGUUUCAGACAAAGGUAGAAUAAGAAUGCAGAUAUUUCACUUAUUAUGCAUUAAAAUAGUCCUACAUUAUUGUUAUGCUUAAUGCAGAUUUCAGAAUAAUAUGUGUAUAUUAUAAAAUGGGAUUAUAAUGAUGAAUUUGAAUAAUAAGAGCAAAAGUCAAAAGUGUAAUAUUUCUCUGAGGUAUAAAGUAGAUCCUUAAUAAAAGUAAAGUAACUCAAAAUGUUACUUCAAUACAGCACUUGAGUUAAUGUACUUUUUUAUUUCCCCCACUGGUUUUAGAGAUAUAAAAAGUAUAAUGUAUAAUAAUUCUCAAGUUUUCCUGUUCAAUCAGAUGUUUUUAAUGUAUGUACUAACUCUAAGAAUGAAACAAAAUAAUCAAAACAAAUAUGAUAUUGAUAAUUAAAAUUACUACCAUUUCUCUUACCAUAAUCUUAGUGCCAUUUUUGUUUAAGUGAAAGACAUGAUGUUUGAAAGCUGGAGCUGGAUAUUUACUUUAACUGUGUUUUAGCAAAUGGUCUUUGAUUAUAUUUGGGCACAAUGUUGUCUAGUGUGUAGGCUAAAUGAUCCAUUAGGGUGUACAUAAUAAAACAUGGCUGAAUAAUGUGUUGUAAAACACCGGAUAGAGGCUAACAUUUCAUUGUUUUUGACCUGAAAUUGGCCUUGAAUGCAGCCAAAUGAGUGCAGCCUAAUUUAAACGGUACACCACAACAGGUGCCCCCCUCCUCCCCCCUUUAGGCUCCACCUGUCCUCCCUUCUCCGCAGCGCGCUGGCGACCCAGAAAGCAGCCGUCAUUCAUCAGCUGUGGUAUGCCGAUCCGCCGGGGGGCCGGAGCUCGGCGCAGAACCCCUCUGGUCACCGGAUCGGCGGCAGCUGCUCGGCCCCGGAGCUAUUUUCACCCUGAGGAUAAAGUGAUGUGCAGCGCUGCCCCGGAGGCUCCAGUCAGAGAGGAGCAGCAAGGAGCAGCGAGGAGCACAUAGAGGAUGAAGUCCACAGGCAACGCGCAGCCCGACGGCUUCACCUCCGACUUGGAGGACCUGGACAGCGGCAGCGACAGCUCGGACGGGAAGUCCACCGGAGACUGCAGCCCGCGCAGAGACCCGGGGGAGGAGGAGGGGGAGGCCGGUGACCGGAGAAGGAGAAGGAGAAGGCGGAGGCGCAGCAGCAGCGGGGGAGACGGGUGUCUCGCCGGGGUGAGCAAACAGAGGCAGGCGGCCAACGCGCGGGAGCGGGACCGGACGCACAGCGUGAACACGGCCUUCACGUCGCUGCGCACGCUCAUCCCCACAGAGCCCGCCGAAAGGAAGCUCUCCAAGAUCGAGACGCUGCGCCUGGCCUCGAGCUACAUCUCGCACCUGACCAACGUGCUGCUGCUGGGGGAGGACUGCGGGGACGGGCAGCCCUGCCUCGGAUACCCGAGCAUCCUGCACGGCAGCGCCGCCUCCCUGAGGCCCAUCUGCACUUUCUGCCUCAGCAACCAGAGGAAGCUGGUGAGCGGAACCUCGCACAGGUUAUACCAGGGUCAAAUGUUUUUAAAAAACGUUUUCUGCAGCCAGAAUUUGAUGCGUAAAAGUUCUGAUAUUACACACGUCAGUCCAUACAACAGAGGAUGAAUAUCUAUUGAUUAAGUAAAAGUAGCCAUAACAACAUGUAGAAAUACUCAAGAAAAAGUCCUGCCUUCAAAAUCUAACUUAAGUCAAAGUAAACAAGUAUUGGAAAAACAUACUUAUACCAAAAGGAAAAUAGCUUGUUGUGCGUAAUGGCCAUUUUUUGGGAUCAUAUAAAUUAAAUGACUGUAUUAUUAUUAUUGAUGGAUUAAAGUGUUCAUCACAUACUGCUGCUGAAAACCUAAAUCUAGAAUUAUAUGACUAUGUUUAUUUAUUAGUUUAUAUAUAUUAAUAGUUAAUGUUACUAAAGCUGUCAGAUAAAUGUAGUGAGUAAAAAGUGUAAAGUUAAAAUCUGCCUGUUUAUUGGAAAUGUAUCUUCAUGUGGUUCAGAGGAGAUUUGGUUUGACCCUAAGCGGCACCUGUUGCUGAAGUGAUUGACAACACAAAAUGAAAACAAGCCAUGGUGCCUUCAAAGGUUUAAAAUAAGAGUCAAGGCUUUACUCAGUUACACUGCACCCUCUGCUCUAAACUCUUAAAGACAACUCUUUCAGGUAAAGAAUCUGGCACACAAUCAAGAGUAAUGGAGAAAGGCAGCACACUUUGUUAUGAUUAUUGAUGAAUUUGUGAUUUCUAUUUAUAAAGACAGAAAGAGCUUUUGGAUUUGUAUCCCGAGUGCUUUUAAGAUGCAAAAUUAAGUCCCAAUAUGGACUAAAAUAAAGGCUCAAGAAAAUGGAAAACAACUUAUCUUAAAUACUCAAAAUGUAAAUUAAAUAAACAAAUCUGGCAAUGUAUGUCCUAAACAAACAUGUGGGUGAAGUUCAGUGUUUUGGCUGGUCACCUUGCAGUUAUAAAAAGAUGCCAGGCACUAGCUCCAAAUAACAAUUAUUUCAUUAUCUUUAUUAUAAAUGAAGUAUUUGACGAAGGUUGUAUUGGUAUUUUUGUUGGCAAUUUGCACACUUAUUGUCUCAUUAAGUCUUAAACUGUUCCGUUUCUUUAAGUUUAUAAAAAUUGUAUUUAGAUAGUUGGAUGAGGUGUUAUUUUACAUCUUGUUUACCUGGCAUUAGUUAAAUAAAUGAUGCCAAAAAUGAAGAUAUAGUGAAGUUAAUGAUUAAAUAAACGAAUUUACAGCUGAAAUCAAGAUCAAUAUUAUGAUUAAUGUCAUGGUGCUUUCACUUAACUGUGUUCUCGUGGUAAAAAUGUGCGUUUCUUUGUCUCCACAGCUCAGAGAUGGAGGGAAACACUCGGCGUCAGUGUGAAGCGGACACACCUCCACCUGGAUGUUGUUUACACACACCUGUAGGACUUUGUACAUAUAUAAAUAAUAAUACAUUUAUUUUUGGAUAAGCCUUGAGAAACAAAUUAACACUGAAAAGCACUUUCUGCUCACGCUGGUUGGUGUGCCUCUGAAUCUGUGUUUUGGUUGUAACCUGAGCCCAUGUGUAAAGUUGC
Molecule: messenger RNA, 3163 nt
Organism: Trematomus bernacchii (emerald rockcod)
Lineage: Eukaryota; Metazoa; Chordata; Actinopteri; Perciformes; Nototheniidae
Product: basic helix-loop-helix transcription factor scleraxis
Exons: 2
Coding region: 1091-1720 (209 amino acids)
Biological process (GO): regulation of transcription by RNA polymerase II; developmental process
Molecular function (GO): protein dimerization activity; DNA-binding transcription factor activity, RNA polymerase II-specific; RNA polymerase II transcription regulatory region sequence-specific DNA binding
Source: RefSeq, a predicted model, not a curated record